UUAGAAACUGUUAAAAACUAAUUAAUUUAGAUUAAAAAAACAUAAGAUAUUAUGUGUGUGUCGAAUUUAAAGCAUAACAGUUUUACUAAACAAUUAACAGCAAUUUCUGGCGGGGUGAGUUGUAAAUACUGCAAGAGCAGUGAAAGCUUUCGGGAUGUUUCGAGGUUCCAGAGGAACCCCUUUAGCACACAUCCUCAUGAAGAAUAUAACUGCGACUUCUGGACAGACUAAAUCAUACGAACCGCCAACUAUCUCAAAUCCACCUAGUAAAGAUGUCUUGUACCAAAAAGGGAAGAGUACAUUUAAACGUGGUUAUGCUGCCAAACCAACAGCUUCACCUAAAAUGCUGAUUGAUAAAUACAAGCAAGGGGAGACGAACGCUGUGACUUUGCUCCAUCAGCUUGCCCAGAUUUUGCAGUUCCACCUGGAAAUCAAGGAGACGGUGACUAUAGGCAACAUAUCAGGGCUUUAUUUUGCCUUUUGUGUGGUGAUUGAUGGGGUCGAGUACAAGACUGGCAUGGGAAUAACAAAGAAGGAGGCUCGGCUCAAAGCCGCGCAGCUCGCUCUGCCAGACCUGCUGCCCACCUUGGAAAGUCUGAGGUCUGCCCUCCCUGAAACAUCAGGUGUCCCUCCACCACUGCCAGUAAAAGAGGAGCCCUCCAUCUCUGUCAUACAUCCUCGUAGAGCCAUUCAUGAAAGUUCCGUCAACCUCCAGAUUCCACACGCUGUCAGGGAUCAGCUCACUAAACUGAUGAACAGCCACCCAGAGUUCUCUGCCUGUGCAGGCACCUCCGCAGCAUUCGUCCUUCAGACUUCCAGCGGAUAUGAGGUGGUCGCUCUAGGCACGGGGAACUUCAAUACCAACGAGAGUACCUCGUCGAGUGGACGCAUUGUACACGAUUCACAUGCCGUGGUAACUGCAAGGAGAUCACUCAUGAGGUUUCUCUAUCGGCACCUGCUGAUGUUCUUCAGCAAAACGGCCAAUCUGACGGAGAAGUCAAUCUUCCAGCAGAACAGCAGCAGCGGCCUCCUCAGCCUGAAGAGCGGCAUCACCCUCCACCUCUAUGUGAACCAACUGCCAAAGGGUGCCGCUCAGAUCUCUUCCAAUAUGCGCCUGAAACCGCUUUCUAUUUCUGCAUGGCAAGUCAACAACGAGAUGAGCCUGCACCUGUCAGUGGAGGGAAAGGUGUUCUCAGUUUUCUCGUCAGUCUUUGAUCACUCUGCCUCUAAGGUGGUCAGCAUGUCCACCACAGACAAGCUUACUCAGUGGCAGGUGCUCGGGUACCAGGGAGCCUUGCUCAGCCACUUCAUUGAGCCCAUCUAUGUCCAAAGCAUCCUCAUAGGGGACAUUGGCUGCAGCGAUAUUCGUGGCAUGAACAUCUCAGUUAGCCAGCGCGUGGAGGGGAUCACCCCCCAGCUGCCCAUGUUCUACUGCAUGUUGAGGCCCCACAUCAGCCUGGUCCCUUCUGUGGCUACCAACAGCACCGACGGAUACCAAUUCACCUACGGUAUCAACUGGAGUGAAGGAGACACCUCCCUGGAGGUUGUGGAUGGCCUGGAGGGCAAGACCGUCGAGGAAUCUCCCUUUAAGAGCGGCUCUGCUCUUGCAAGCCGUCUGUGCAAAGCAGCGAUGCUGCACCGCUUCAAGCUGGUGGCCAAAGAGGCCCAGAGGCAGGAGCUGCUGGCCACGAGCUCCUACAGAGAAGCAAAGAGGAUGGCAAAGCCGUACCAGGAGGCAAAGAACGUGCUGAGGGCGUACCUGUUGCAGCAGGGCUUUGGUUCCUGGCCGCUCAAGGUUUCUGUGAGUGAAAACUUCAGCAUGUGAAUAACACACAUUAUCACCGGGAAGAAUCUGCAUUCUGGAAGCAAUAGUGUUCCCCUCUUCUUUACCUUGCUGGUAAUACGUUUGUUUUGUGAUUUCUAAAGGGAUUAAAGUGAAUCCCUGUUUAUGUUUUACAAUGUGUGUAAAGGAAGGGACCAUGUACAAUGUAAGAUCAUAACUUGCGUGUUUAACUUCUGCCUUUACGGUCCUGUGGGAUGUUAAGUAUGACGAGUAAGUUAUGGUUGUUACAUAAAAGACUGGAGUUCGGCUUCACUAAAGUUACUGUUUGUGUUUUCAUCUCUUGAGGAAAAUAAUCACAUACUUGACUCAUCACUUGAUAAUGUGUGUGGUUUGAGCCUUAGUAAGCCACGGCUAAUGCAAUGAUGUAAAAAUAAAUCAAUCCAACCUCAUAAUUACC
Molecule: messenger RNA, 2240 nt
Organism: Cottoperca gobio
Lineage: Eukaryota; Metazoa; Chordata; Actinopteri; Perciformes; Bovichtidae
Gene: adad1
Product: adenosine deaminase domain containing 1 (testis-specific)
Biological process (GO): RNA processing; adenosine to inosine editing
Cellular component (GO): nucleolus; cytoplasm
Molecular function (GO): tRNA-specific adenosine deaminase activity; double-stranded RNA binding; adenosine deaminase activity
Source: RefSeq, a predicted model, not a curated record